ACUUGAAAUCCUGCAUAACUAGAGGCUCCCACCCAACAAAAUAAACAAAUGGUGACUUGCAAGUAACAUACCUAUUUCUGGUUAAGCAAUUGAUCCACAAGCCCCCACCUAAAAAUCCAGUACCUGUUCUUCAUCCUUUUCCUCUUGUUCUAAUGGCUGUUACUUGUUCUCUUCCUCCUUGUUUCUCAAUCCUAAAAUCUGGUCCUGCUAUAAAGCCUUUCAGCUCAGUUUUGAGGCUUAAACACACUUCUCAAGUCACAGUGCUCAAGAAAAGAACAUCUGCAGUGCUCAAGAUCAGAUCUUGCUUUAGAGAAAAGGUUUUCGAGGAUCGCUCCAACGGAAUAAUCUGCUACAAAGAUGCCAGAGGGGAGAUUAUUUGCGAAGGAUACGAUGAAGGCCCUCGAUAUCACCACCAGAAUCAAAGAAUAGUUAAUCAAUCAAGAGAUGCCGAGAUCCUUGAUCUUCUUCAACAGAGGUGGUUUAACUUCAUGACAGACACAGAAUUAGUCAAGGCUGAGAAAGGUGGUGUCCUGCAAGAGGGAAUCAACUGCAAUGGCUUCAACACUCUCCACUAAUCAGCUUCCAGCUCUUGUCAAUCUAUAUAUAUAGUAUGUAACAUGUAUAAAGAAAGACAAAUCCUUCCUUUAAUCAUAGAAGUGAAUGUCAUGCACGAAUAUUGCAGUGUCUUUGAAGUACAUUCGUUCACCACAAUUUGUACGUA
This is a messenger RNA of Rosa rugosa (rugosa rose), 721 nucleotides long. RefSeq lists its product as uncharacterized. The transcript is spliced from 3 exons. Lineage: Eukaryota; Viridiplantae; Streptophyta; Magnoliopsida; Rosales; Rosaceae. The record is from RefSeq and is a predicted model, not a curated record. Bases 153 to 575 code for a protein of 140 amino acids.